UUGGGCCGGUGCCGCAUUGUCUUUAAAAUUAUAAAAAUUGAAAUGAUUUGAUUAUAAAAUUCUGAGAUAUUUAAAAUGAAGUAGGUAACAGUGAUAUUGUUUUAAUUUUCGUUAAGUAGGUACCACAACGAUAUUUGUAUACGAUAAAUAAUACGACAGACGUAACUAACGUUAUCAAGUCACGUAAGAGUAUAGGAAAGUUGGUUAGUAUUUAGUCCCGUAGUAGGUCAAUGGUACGAGCAUCGCGUGCUGGUAACGAAGGACUGACGUCGCCAUCAAACGAGUGAGCCGUGAGCCGAGGGGGUCGGUCGAGUGUGGUGCAAGACGCGGCGGGCGACAGUUGUUCAGUCGCAUCGCACAGUUAACACAUUCCUUGGCUGAUAAACGCGCUUACCGUGACCGUGAAAGUUAUAAACGUGUCGCAUUACCGUAACGAUGGGCGGUAAAGUCGAGAAUGUCGGCAUUCUUGCCAUGGAAAUAUAUUUCCCAUCGCAAUACGUCGCUCAAGAGGAACUGGAAAAAUUUGACGAGGUGGCUGCGGGAAAGUACACAAUCGGCCUCGGGCAGAGCAAAAUGGGGUUCUGUUCAGACAGGGAGGACAUAAACUCUCUCUGCCUCACUGCACUUCAUCGGCUCAUUGAGAAGAAUAGUUUAAAUUUACAUGACAUCGGGAGGUUAGAGGUGGGCACUGAGACCAUCAUAGAUAAAAGUAAAAGUGUUAAAACUUUUCUCAUGACAUUGUUUGCAAAUGAAGGUGCCACAGACAUUGAAGGAAUCGACACAACAAAUGCUUGCUAUGGAGGCACGGCUGCUUUAUUUAAUGCUAUAAAUUGGGUGGAAUCAUCAUCGUGGGACGGCAGGAAAGCUAUAGUAGUAGCAGGUGACAUUGCAGUGUAUGGCAAGGGCCCUGCGCGGCCUACUGGAGGAGCUGGUGCUGUUGCAAUGCUAAUAGGGCCAGACGCACCCUUAGUUUUUGACUGUGGAGUCCGUGCCUCGUACAUGACCCAUGCAUAUGACUUCUACAAGCCAGACUUAGCUUCAGAAUUCCCUUAUGUAGAUGGAAAGUUAUCUAUACAGUGCUAUCUCAGUGCUCUAGAUAAUUGUUACAACUUAUUCUGUAAGAAAAUGAGGAAAGUGGACUCAAAUUUCAAAGGUCUAUUAAGUUUAGAUGGCAUGUUGUUCCAUUCUCCAUACUGUAAACUUGUGCAAAAAUCCCUAGCCCGAGUAAGCUUUAAUGAUUUUCUCAAUGCAUCUGAAGAGGAUAGGGAAAAGCAGUUCCCUGGACUCUCACAGUUUAAAGAUUACCAAAGAGCUAACACAUAUUUUGAUAGGGAUGUAGAAAAAGCAUUUAUGACAUACAGCAAAGAGCUUUUUGAAGAGAAAACUAAACCAUCGCUGAAUAUAGCUCGAAAUGUGGGGAACAUGUACACCCCAUCGUUAUAUGGAGGACUUGUCUCAUACUUAGUUAGCAAAUCAGCAGAUCAGCUGAUAGGAAAGAAGUUUGCCCUAUUCUCCUAUGGUUCUGGUCUAGCCUCAACAAUGUAUUCCAUUAACAUCUGUAAUGACAUGAGUGCUGGCUCUAAGUUAGAGAAACUUAUCAAUUCCUUACACGAAAGUGUUGCGAUGUUAGACAAAAGGCAAAGUGUGGAACCACAGUUAUUCUCAGAUCUUAUGCAAGUGAGAACAGAAAAUUAUCACACAGCACCAUAUGAACCUUCAGGACCUAUAAAUGUACUAUUUCCUGGUACGUACUACCUUGUUAAAAUAGAUGACCAAAGAAGACGUACAUAUGAUAGAAAACUAUGAAGCAUUUAUUUAUUCUAGUUUAUUUUGUGUCGGUGUAGGACAUUGGUUGUAUAGUUAGAAAUAUUAAAAUGGUAUCGUAACUUAAUUCUAACUGUUAUAUAUAUAUCUUUUAUUGUUGUUUUUAUCUUAAAGGAUGUAGCAUUGUUAUAGAAACAAUACUUAAUGUAUAAAACUUUUAUGUUUGUAGGUAUGCUAUUGUUGUUGGUAUGAACUAUGAAGUACCUAUUAUUAUAUUUUCCAACACUAUUCCAUCCACUUUUUACACUUUAUAAAAAUAAUAAAACUAUCUAUGCUGUAACUGAUUUUUUGUAAUUCAUCAAUGUAAUUUACAAUGAUAAUUUUUAUGCUUGAGGAAUUCUUAUAAAAAGUUACAUUUGAAAGAAAUACACUAUUACAAGAUAUA
This is a messenger RNA of Maniola jurtina (meadow brown), 2209 nucleotides long. RefSeq names its product hydroxymethylglutaryl-CoA synthase 1 (gene Hmg-s). The transcript has a single exon. Gene Ontology annotation, molecular function: hydroxymethylglutaryl-CoA synthase activity. Lineage: Eukaryota; Metazoa; Arthropoda; Insecta; Lepidoptera; Nymphalidae. The coding region runs from base 436 to 1806 and encodes 456 amino acids. Gene Ontology annotation, biological process: acetyl-CoA metabolic process. The record is from RefSeq and is a predicted model, not a curated record.